AUGGGAGCGGUGGGGAAGCUAAGCGUCUUCUUGGAAAGGCAACCAGGAAGAGAGAUGUCAUCCACCAAGCAAUCAGUGCAGAUGUUCCAGUCCAGGAGGAAGUGCCUUGCUGUGGAGAAGAUGGACAGGAUGCCAUUUGCUCAUGUGUACUUAGCUGGAGAAGAGCUUUUGGGCAGACAAACUGUCCGCCGUCUAGCACUGAAGGUCCUAAGCAGGAAAGUGAGAAAAGAGCUCAGCAGAGUAGACCAGAGGCAUCGCGCCAGCCAGCUCCGAAAGCAGAAGAAGGAGGCGGUUCUGUCAGAGAAAAGACAGCUGGGCAGCAAGGAUGGUCCUCCUCAUCAGGUGCUGGUAGUGCCUCUGCAUGACAGGAUUUCCUUGCCAGAGGCCUUUAGGCUGCUUCAGGAUAAGGACACUGGAACAGUACACUUGAAUGAGUGGGGAAGCACCCAUAGCUUUGUGCUGUUAUGCCCCCGCUUGAAACAUCGGUGGUAUUUCACAUCUGCAAGGCCAGGGGAUCUGCACGCUGUGUUAGAUAUGGCUAAAGUGGCGGAUACCAUCCUUUUUCUCCUUGAUCCACUAGAAGGCUGGGACAGCACUGGGGAUUACUGCCUUUCCUGCCUUUUUGCCCAGGGCCUUCCUACCUAUACACUAGCUGUCCAGGGGAUUUCUGGCCUCCCACCAAGGAAACAAAUAGAUGCCAGAAAGAAGCUAAGUAAAGCAGUGGAGAAGCGCUUUCCUGAUGACAAACUUCUCCUGUUAGACACACAACAGGAGGCACAGAUGCUGCUCAGGCAGUUGGCUAACCAAAAGCAACGACAUCUUGCCUUUCGAGAUCGACGGGCCUACAUGUUUGCUCAUGCUGCUGACUUUGUGCCUAGUGAAGAAAAUAACUUGGUGGGCACCUUGAAAAUCUCAGGCUAUAUUCGUGGACAGACUUUGAAUGUAAAUAGCUUGCUGCAUAUCAUUGGACAGGGUGAUUUCCAGAUGAAACAGAUAGAUGCUCCUAUAGACCCUUUCCUUUUAAAUCCUAGAGUGGUCAAAUCACAGGACUCUGGAGCUGCAAUGGAGAUUUGUGCUAUGGAUGCUGUGGUUGAUAUGGAGGAAGACCUUAAGGUCCUAAUGAAGGCAGACCCUGAAAGACAAGAAUCUUUGCAAACAGAGGUUAUCCCAGAUCCAAUGGAGGGGGAGCAAACCUGGCCCACAGAGGAGGAACUGAAUGAGGCAAAUGACUGCUUGAAGGAAAGUUCCAAGGUGGUAAAGAAGGUUCCCAAAGGGACAUCCAGUUACCAAGCUGAAUGGAUUUUGGAUGAGGAUGGUGAAAGUGGUGGGGAAGAUGAAUAUGAUGAUACAGAACAUGAGGAUUUUAUUGAAGAGGAAUCUCAGGAUGAGAGCAGUGAAAAGGAAGAGGAGGAAGAAUGUGAAACUAUGACUAUAGGAGAGUCUGUGCAUGAUGAUCUGUAUGAUGAGAAUGUGGAUGAAGAGGCUGAAGAAAAAAUGUUGGAGAAAUAUAAACAAGAAAGACUGCAAGAGAUGUUUCCAGAUGAAGUAGAUACCCCCCGUGAUGUGGCUGCAAGAAUUCGAUUUCAGAAAUACAGAGGCCUCAAGAGCUUCCGGACAUCUCCAUGGGAUCCUAAGGAAAACCUUCCUCAAGAUUAUGCUCGGAUCUUUCAGUUUCAGAACUUUACUAAUACUAGGAAACGCAUUUUUAAAGAAAUUGAAGAAAAAGAGGUUGAAGGAGCUGAGGUUGGCUGGUAUGUCACACUUCAUGUCUCUGAAGUCCCUAUCUCAGUGAUUGAAUACUUUAAGCGAGGGGCACCCUUGAUUGUAUUUUCUUUACUACCUCAUGAACAGAAGAUGUCAGUACUGAAUAUGGUGGUGAGCCGGCACCCUGGCAACACUGAGCCUGUGAAAGCUAAGGAGGAGCUGAUCUUCCACUGUGGGUUCAGGCGCUUCCGAGCCUCACCUUUGUUCUCUCAGCACACUGCAGCGGAUAAACAUAAAUUUCAGAGAUUCCUGACUGCUGAUGUGGCCUUGGUAGCGACAGUAUAUGGCCCAAUCACGUUUCCUCCUGCAUCUGUACUGCUUUUUAAACAGAAUAGCAAUGGAAUGCACAGCCUCAUUGCCACAGGCCAUCUGUUGUCAGUGGAUCCAGACAGAAUGGUCAUCAAGAGAGUUGUUUUGAGUGGUCAUCCUUUCAAAAUUUUUACUAAGAUGGCAGUAGUGCGCUACAUGUUCUUCAACAGAGAGGAUGUGUUGUGGUUUAAACCAGUGGAACUGAGAACAAAGUGGGGCCGCAGGGGACACAUCAAGGAGCCUUUAGGUACUCAUGGCCACAUGAAGUGCAGUUUUGAUGGGAAGCUAAAAUCUCAGGACACAGUACUGAUGAACCUCUAUAAACGAGUUUUCCCCAAAUGGACUUAUGAUCCAUAUGUACCAGAACCAGUACCAUGGAUGAAAAGUGAGAUCUCUUCAACAGUGCCUGAGGUGGAUAUGGAGUAA
Messenger RNA from Puma concolor (puma), 2499 nucleotides. NCBI's taxonomy places the organism in Eukaryota, Metazoa, Chordata, Mammalia, Carnivora, Felidae. The record is from RefSeq and is a predicted model, not a curated record.